Molecule: messenger RNA, 3051 nt
Organism: Ylistrum balloti
Lineage: Eukaryota; Metazoa; Mollusca; Bivalvia; Pectinida; Pectinidae
Exons: 3
Biological process (GO): regulation of transcription by RNA polymerase II
Cellular component (GO): chromatin
Source: RefSeq, a predicted model, not a curated record
AUGGCUUCUGCAAGCUCCGUUCGAUCUAAGUUAUGGCGUGAAAAGCGAAAGGACAAUACAGAAUUUAUGGAACGGGAAAGGGAAAGAAAACGACAGGAAAGACGAAAACGUUCAGUGGAGAAAAAACAACAUGACAAAGAACUCUGCAAGAAACGCCAAGAAAAAUUUCGGGAAAGGAAGCGGAAGUUGGACUCAAAACAGGCUGUCUCCGUUAUAAAUGUAAACGAAGUUAUUGAUGAAACCGGAGGUCAUACUACAGCCUUGGAGACAUUUAUAUCAAAUUAUACUGAUUUGGACUCGAAUCCAUCAUUUGAUCAACACCAAUCGGCGAUAGAUUCUAAAUCAUCCCAAAGUAGCGAUGUUGAUGACAUGGGUGACGAUCAAUGUCUUGCCAUUCUACUUAACCUAUGUAGUGACAGGCCGGCCGAAGGAACCGCAUCUCUGCAAAGAAAUUUAGAAAAUAGAACAGAAAACGAAAGCAUCAACAUAACACACGAUGGUGCACGACGAGCUUAUUUUCAAACAUUACAUACGGUGCUGUCACAGACUACUGACUUUGACGACAUGAAGAGGCUAUGUAGUGCAUAUUCGUUACUUGUUGAGCAAAAAUUUCCAAUAAAAGACCUACCAAACCUUGAUGCAAAGGAUUACCAACUGGAUAGCGUCGCCUCUUGUUUGUACCCAUAUGAUGAUGCUCCAAAUGCUUUCGUACCAAUACAAAUUCUCGGGGACGGAAAUUGCUUACCAAGAAUUGGCAGUUUGUUUGCUUAUGGGAACGAGACACAUCACGUCGAAAUAAGAGUAAGGAUAUGUAUGGAAUUAUGCCAGUUUGAGGACAGCUACUUGGAAGACUCAUAUUUGAACAGAGGCACUGAUAACCCAUUUGAAGACCUCGCAAUGACCUUAGCGUUGUAUACCGAUAUAUACGUCCCGACAAACAAUGACGUAUGCCGUUCUACCUUCAGACAAUACGCGAAGGAUGUACUGAAGAUUAACAGUUUUUGUAGCAUGUGGAGCAUAUUCGCGCUAGCUAGUGUUCUUGGUGUACAGAUAUUUUCCAUUUACCCAUCUUACGGUGGGUACAAUGUGAGGCAGCAUCUUCAUCGUAUACUCAUGCCCCGACAAUUUCGACAGGGCGAUAGACGAAUUAUUCACGUCAUGUGGACUAACACAAUGGGGAAGCAACACAAUCCCAGUUCGUGGACUCCGAAUCACUUUGUUGCUGUCUUGCCAAGAAAGGAAGCUGUGUACAAUUCAACAACGCAAAAGCAGUUUGCAGGAGUGCAAGUCGACCGAUGUCAUUUACAUCCUGAUGAAGAGCUUGUCUACCUGUGUAAGACGUGUAAUGAAUUACCCUUAUGCUACAAAUGCCAUCUAGAAGGUCAUCAUAGUCACAACAUGAUUGAUCUAAUAGCAUAUCUUGCUGAAAAGGAAAGGGAGUAUUUGAGGAGAGAAACAUCUCAACAUCAGGAAAUGAUACAGGAACACAAGGAUAAUAUUCUGUAACUGAAAAGAGAAAUUAACAUAAGAAAUAAGUUUUAUAAGGAACAGUUGGUAAAAUGGACCGAUGUUCAGAAUGAGAAGGUGUCUGAAAAUGAGAGGAAACUGAAGACAUUUGAAUCCCAAUUAGAAAAUCUAGCAUUUUCCCCAGAGAGCAAAAACAGUGAAUUAAGGAUGCAGCCGGUAUCCGAAAGACUUUUAACACUGUCUAAGAAACCUAGUCAACUUAUUAUGACAGAUGAAUAUCCACUUACGAAACUUGUUUACCCUACGGGACCUGUCCAUCUCUUAGAAAAGCUAGGAACCCUUACUGAGAUUCCUUGCCAGAUCAGUAAUGAAACAGUUGGCGGAUUCAUGACAGCAACCACUGAAUCAGGAUCAGAAACAUUUGUAAAACAACCUGAUCGAACAGUGUCAGCUAUACCGACGUUCGGAGAUGUGUAUCCGCCGUUGCGGUUUGCGUCCAACGAUGUAAAGACGUUGACAAAUAGUGAUAAGCGUUGUUACAUGGAUGUUUUAGGGGGCAAAAGCCCGACAUCCUCAAAUGACCAUCAACCAAACAAUGGUGACUUGUGCACAGAUCAAGUAAUGCAAUCAAUGGCACAAAAUGAUACCAUUACAGACAUAUGCCAUGAAUACAAAGUAAAUCCCGCAACGGCCAAAGUUUGGGAAAAGGGACUGUCACGUGAUACUGCCAUUCCUAUCGGAAAUACAGACCGGACCGGUGCACAUAUUGCAACUGAUUACCAAGUGAUUAAUAUUAUUGAGAAGGGAGAAAAAUGUUGCAUAACAAUUGACAAUGUGGUUACAAAACAUGUUGUGCUGCCAUAUUCAGCUAAUGGCUGGUGCAGGUUAUACUGCGUAGAUUCCGCAGUGUGUGUAUUUGAAAACAUAAUGAACAUCUCUACUACAGAGACUGAGUUUUGUGAGUGUUUGUCACCUAUUGACUACACUGCUUGGUAUGCAUGUCAUGAAAAUGAUGGUGAUUUUAGUAUUAAACGAUCGACAUCACCAGAGAAGUUUGAAACUGUGUUCACGGUCAAAGAUCAACCGGAAAGUAUAUGCGUGACAAGAGACGGACGCGUACUUGUUUCCGAGAUGGACACCCGACAGCUAACACUUUAUAGCACAACAGGAAAUGUUUUAUUACAUUCUGUGGUAGAAAAUGACGUUGCUAUUGAUACAAAUGCGACACGUAUCAGGGAAUGUCCACAAACAAAGGAUAUAGGCAUCCUUUAUGCACAAAAAACAUCAAAACAAGUCGUUGUAUAUGGCGGUUUGUUGACCAAGAGAUGUGUAAUUGAUGUUGAUUUAUCUUUAGACAUCAAUGAUUUUUGUUUUGACAGACGUGGUAAUAUUCUUCUAUGUUAUGAUCAUAUCAUCCAAAUGUUCGAUCAAGGAACUGGAAAGUUUAUCCGAACUGUUUGUCAAGACGACACUGCAUAUUUUUGUGCCUGUGAUGUAAAUGAUAAUGGGAUUAUGUGGGUAAUCAAGGAUCGGCGGGACCUCAAAGCCAUUCGUUUAUACAAUCGAAAGUUGCAGUCGAUGUGA